AUUACCCCUCCAACUUAGUCCUCCACUGCCUUCUCCUGGACACGGAUCCCCUCCGUGCCCCUUCAGCCUGGCACUGCCCUGUCCCUUGGACACCAGCUCUUCUCUCACACUGGCCCUUCCUCCUGGGUGCUGGCUUCUAUCACAAGGCUCCCCCUUCCCGGGCACUGCCCCCGCCCCCUGAGGCCCUCCUCUGCCUCCCAAAUGCCCCUUCCUCCUGGUGCUGGCUGUCCCGCACACUUGUGCGUUUACUGGCCGCUGCCCUCGCUCCUCUCACACUAUCUCUAUGCUGCCCAUCCACCCUGCGCGCGCUCUGCCAUCUGUUCUAUCCUUCACCAGCCCCUGAUAGAGAACCCAGAGCACCAGCAGGCGGUUCCCCCAAAGCGGAGAGAUGGAAGCAGCGACUCUGGUUCCUCCUUGGGCCCAACCAGGGAGAAGCGACCCACGCCCGCGUCCCAGAACUGGACUUCCCGGCACCUGGAGCUCCCUUCCCUCCGGCCUACCCCUUCCGGUGCCCUCCCCAACCUCCACCCCUGCACACCCCGUAGGCCGGGUUGCUCCAAGUGCACCUCCCCAGGGGAGCCCCGAGAAAAGGAAGGAUGAGGAAGACGGCUCCAAUUCCCUCCGAAUUCUCCCAGCUUUGCUUUUCACCCCUGACGGGGCAGAGGGGCCUUCCUGGGCCUGUCUGGGCCGCUCGUCCCUUCGGAGGGGCAGAGGGGAGGCGGCUCCUAACGGGCUGACCCGGAGGAAUCCGAUGUAGACAGCUCCGCAGCUCCCAGCCCCAACCCCUACGGAGUUCAGGCGUCUGCAGCCCCUCCUGCCUGGGCACUGGGAACUGCGAACCCGGGUGGGCCCCUCCACGUGCCAGUAGACCCGCCCCUCCUGGGCGCCCCUCUCCGACCCGGGCCUCUGCAGGGAGCCGGCGCGGGCUUACGCCUUCCCAGCGCCCUUUGCCGCCUCUCGGGAGGCCCCGCACGGACCCCAGCCUGGCUGGGCCGUCCCCUCCGGAUGGGCCGGCGGGCGGAGCAGCGCAGAGGGCACCGCCCUCGGCCCGCCCGCCGAGGAGGGGACGCGAGCCGGAGGCUGCGCCAGCGGCGCCCGCCGGGGGCCCGCCGCACUCUGCUCUCGGCCUCCCGAGCUGCGGGGACGGGACGGCUACCUGCGCUGACUCUGCGGGCCGGGAGCCGAGUCCAGGACAGAGCCGGAGCCGCUGAGGGAGGCGAGAGGGCAGUGCGCGGAGAUGGCGGCCGCGGCGGCGGAGGAAGGGAUGGAGCCGCGGGCGCUGCAGUACGAGCAGACCCUGAUGUAUGGCCGGUACACUCAGGACCUUGGGGCCUUUGCCAAAGAGGAAGCUGCUCGGAUUCGCCUGGGAGGGCCUGAACCCUGGAAAGGUCCCCCUUCCCCUCGGGCUGCCCCAGAGCUCUUGGAAUAUGGACGGAGCCGUUGUGCCCAAUGCCGCAUCUGUUCUGUCCGCUGCCACAAGUUCCUAGUAUCCAGGGUUGGUGAAGAUUGGAUCUUCCUGGUCCUGCUGGGGCUCCUCAUGGCAUUGGUCAGCUGGGCCAUGGACUAUGCCAUUGCUGCCUGUCUGCAAGCCCAGCAGUGGAUGUCCCGGGGUUUGAACACUAGCAUCUUACUCCAGUACCUGGCCUGGGUCACCUACCCUGUUGUCCUCAUCACUUUCUCAGCCGGAUUCACACAGAUCCUGGCCCCUCAGGCUGUCGGCUCUGGCAUCCCUGAGAUGAAGACCAUCUUGCGGGGAGUGGUGCUGAAAGAAUACCUCACACUCAAGACCUUUAUAGCUAAGGUCAUUGGGCUGACCUGCGCCCUGGGCAGCGGAAUGCCGCUUGGCAAAGAGGGCCCUUUUGUGCAUAUCGCAAGCAUGUGUGCUGCCCUUCUCAGCAAGUUCCUCUCCCUCUUUGGGGGUAUCUAUGAGAAUGAAUCCCGGAACACAGAGAUGCUGGCUGCCGCCUGUGCCGUGGGGGUGGGCUGCUGCUUUGCGGCACCUAUUGGAGGCGUCCUCUUCAGCAUCGAGGUCACCUCCACCUUCUUCGCGGUACGGAACUACUGGCGGGGCUUCUUCGCUGCCACCUUCAGUGCCUUCAUCUUCCGGGUCUUGGCAGUCUGGAACCGGGAUGAAGAGACUAUUACGGCCCUCUUCAAAACCCGAUUCCGGCUCGACUUCCCCUUUGACCUGCAGGAGCUGCCAGCCUUUGCUGUCAUUGGUAUUGCUAGUGGCUUCGGUGGAGCCCUCUUUGUCUACCUGAACCGGAAGAUUGUCCAGGUGAUGCGGAAGCAGAAAACCAUCAAUCGCUUCCUCAUGAGGAAACGCCUGCUCUUCCCGGCUCUGGUGACGCUGCUCAUCUCCACGCUGACCUUCCCCCCUGGCUUUGGACAGUUCAUGGCUGGACAGCUCUCACAGAAAGAGACGCUGGUCACCCUGUUUGACAAUCGGACGUGGGUCCACCAGGGCCUGGUGGAGGAGCUAGAACCACCCAGCACCUCACAGGCCUGGAACCCACCACGUGCCAACGUCUUCCUCACCCUGGUCAUCUUCAUUCUCAUGAAGUUCUGGAUGUCUGCACUGGCCACCACCAUCCCAGUUCCCUGUGGCGCCUUCAUGCCUGUCUUUGUCAUUGGAGCAGCAUUUGGGCGUCUGGUGGGCGAAAGCAUGGCUGCCUGGUUCCCAGAUGGAAUUCAUACAGACAGCAGCACCUACCGGAUUGUGCCUGGGGGCUACGCUGUGGUUGGGGCGGCUGCGUUGGCAGGAGCGGUGACACACACAGUGUCCACGGCUGUGAUCGUGUUCGAGCUCACAGGCCAGAUUGCCCAUAUCCUGCCUGUCAUGAUCGCCGUCAUCCUGGCUAACGCUGUCGCCCAGAGUCUACAGCCCUCCCUCUAUGACAGCAUCAUCCGAAUCAAGAAACUGCCCUACCUGCCUGAGCUGGGCUGGGGCCGCCACCAGCAGUACCGGGUGCGUGUGGAGGACAUCAUGGUGCGGGAUGUUCCCCAUGUGGCCCUCAGCUGCACCUUCCGGGACCUGCGGUUGGCACUGCACAGGACCAAGGGCCGAAUGCUGGCCCUAGUGGAGUCCCCUGAGUCCAUGAUUCUGCUGGGUUCCAUCGAGCGUUCACAGGUGGUGGCAUUGCUGGGGGCCCAGCUGAGCCCAGCCCGCCGGCGGCAGCACAUGCAGGAGCGCAGAGCCACCCAGACCUCUCCACCAUCUGAUCAGGAGGGUCCCCCUAGCCCUGAGGCUUCUGUCUGCUUCCAGGUGAACACAGAAGACUCAGGCUUCCCGGCAGCCCGGGGGGAGACCCACAAGCCCCUAAAGCCUGCACUCAAGAGGGGGCCCAGUGUCACCAGGAACCUUGGAGAGAGUUCCACAGGAAGCGCGGAGUCGGCAAGCAUUGCCCUCCGGAGCCUCUUCUGUGGCAGUCCACCCCCUGAAGCUGCUUCAGAGAAGUUGGAAUCCUGUGAGAAGCGCAAGCUGAAGCGGGUCCGAAUCUCCCUGGCAAGUGACGCGGACCUGGAAGGCGAGAUGAGCCCUGAAGAGAUUCUGGAGUGGGAGGAGCAACAACUAGAUGAACCUGUCAACUUCAGUGACUGCAAAAUUGAUCCUGCUCCCUUCCAGCUGGUGGAGCGGACCUCUUUGCACAAGACUCACACCAUCUUCUCACUGCUGGGAGUGGACCAUGCUUAUGUCACCAGUAUUGGCAGACUCAUUGGAAUCGUUACUCUAAAGGAGCUCCGGAAGGCUAUCGAGGGCUCUGUCACAGCACAGGGUGUGAAAGUUCGGCCGCCCCUCGCCAGCUUCCGAGACAGUGCCACCAGCAGCAGUGACACGGAGACCACUGAGGUGCAUGCACUCUGGGGGCCCCACUCCCGUCAUGGCCUCCCCCGGGAGGGCAGCCCUUCCGACAGCGAUGACAAAUGCCAAUGAGCCCCUCGUGGGUGGCCUAGGAUGGUGCUAGCCAUGCCUGUCAUCCCAGAAUGUGCAUCUCUCAUUCCUUCUGCCUUGGGAAGGCAGGAGGCAGCUACAGCCGGAGGCUGAACCCCAGCCCCCUCCAGACCUGGGGUGCCAGCUUCUCCCAGUUUAUCCUACCUGGAAUCUGACCCACUGCCCACCUACAGCAACUUUUCCAGGGGCAGGAAGAUCAGCCCUGCCCUGGCAGGGUCACUUGACCCCUGCUCCCCCUUUGAGGGGAAAGGGGUAGAACUAAGAUGGGUUUAUAACUGGAACCUCCAAUGACCAGAUGUAUAUAGAGAUUUACAAAGAUUUUUAUAUUAAUUUAAUAAAACAAAUUCUUAAAUAGAACAAAAUAAACACCUAAUGAGCCACUUA
Messenger RNA from Cercocebus atys (sooty mangabey), 4336 nucleotides. RefSeq names its product chloride channel, voltage-sensitive 2 (gene CLCN2). Bases 1238 to 3934 code for a protein of 898 amino acids. Gene Ontology annotation, molecular function: voltage-gated chloride channel activity. The record is from RefSeq and is a predicted model, not a curated record. The transcript is spliced from 24 exons. Gene Ontology annotation, cellular component: membrane. Gene Ontology annotation, biological process: chloride transport; transmembrane transport. Lineage: Eukaryota; Metazoa; Chordata; Mammalia; Primates; Cercopithecidae.